AUGGAGGUGGAGGAGAAGCACAACGACCACCACGUGGAGACCUACUCCGACGACGCCAACAAGGUCGGCGACCAGGAGGAGCAGCGCCACUAUGCCAACAUUGACGAGGGCUUUGACCCUCUCGAGAUCAAGCGCAUCGUCCGCAAGAUCGACUACCGCCUCAUCCCUAUCCUUUCCGCCAUGUACUGCAUUUCGCUCAUCGACCGUACCAACCUGUCCUUGGCGCGCGCUGCCAACUCCAUGCAGAUGCAGAAGGAUCUGCGCCUCGACAUUGGCUACCGCUACUCGAUCGCCGCCCUCGUCUUCUUCAUCCCCUACAUCGUUCUCGAGAUCCCUUCGCAGCUCGGUCUCCGCAAGUUUGGCGCCCGUUGGUGGCUCGGCACCUCGGUCAUCCUCUGGGGAGCUGUCAUGAUCGGAAUGGGCUUCUCCAACAGCUGGUCGAUGCUUGCAGGCUUCCGCGCGUGGCUCGGCAUGUUCGAGGCUACUCUUUUCCCCGGCGCUGCCUACCUCAUCUCGUGCUGGUACCCCAGGAAGUCGAUGGCCGUCCGCAACACUGCGUUCUACGUCGUCUCCAUCGUCAUCUCCGGUCUCUCGUCCAUCCUCGCAUACGGUCUCGGCAUGCUCCACGGCCGCAACGGUCUGCACGGCUGGCAGUGGAUCUUCAUUAUUCAGGGUGUUAUCACCGUGGCCAUCGGUCUGCUUGGUUACCUGUUCAUCGUCGACUUCCCCGACAAGGCUCACUUCUUGACCGAGGAGCAGCGUGACAUUGUCACCACCCGCAUCCAGCGUGACCGUGGCGAUGCCGUGGUCGACCCCAUGACCUGGGCCAAGUUCAAGAGCUACAUCCUCUCGCCCCGCCUCUGGAUCUACGGCUACAUGUUUGGCUCGUCCACCGUCGGCUCGUACUCGCUCGCCUACUUCCUCCCCCGCAUUCUCGCUCAGAUGGGCUUCACCAACGCCCAGUCCCAGCUCCUCGUGGCGCCUCCUUAUGCCUGGGCCGCCAUCCCCGCCCUCACCAGCGCCUACUUUGCCGACCGCAUCCGCGGUGCCCGUUCGAUUGCCGUUAUUGUCAACGCCGUGUUCCUCAUUGUCGGAACCUGCAUGUACUCGCAGCUCCCUGUCGCCCAAAAGGCCGCCCGCUACGCUGGUAUCUUCUUCGCCAUCGGUGGCUGUAACGCCAACGUGCCCCUCGUCAUCUCGUGGGCCCAGACCUCGAUCCGCUCUCAGUCGAAGCGUGGCUUCACCGCCGCUCUCGUCGUCGCCUGGGGCGGUGUCGGUGGUAUCAUCGCCUCGGUCGUCUUCAUGGAGCGCGAGGCCCCCAGCUACCCCACCGGCGUCUACCUCACCAUCGGCAUGAACGUGGCCGUCAUUCUGCUCUGCAUCGGCCUCAACCUCUACUACCGCUACCAGAACAAGCGCGCCGACCGCGGACUCGUCGUCCUCGAGGGAUCGCCCGACUUCCGCUACCAGAUGUAA
Messenger RNA from Apiotrichum porosum, 1476 nucleotides. RefSeq lists its product as uncharacterized. The record is from RefSeq and is a predicted model, not a curated record. The transcript is spliced from 4 exons. The coding region runs from base 1 to 1476 and encodes 491 amino acids. Gene Ontology annotation, molecular function: transmembrane transporter activity. Gene Ontology annotation, cellular component: membrane. Gene Ontology annotation, biological process: transmembrane transport. Lineage: Eukaryota; Fungi; Basidiomycota; Tremellomycetes; Trichosporonales; Trichosporonaceae.